AUGAUGUUCAUUGACUGCAGCUCAGCAUUCAACACUAUAGUACCCUCCAAGCUCAUCAUUAAGCUUGAGGCCCUGGGUCUCAACUCCGCCUUGAGCAAUUGGGUCUUGGACUUCCUGAUGGGCCGCCCCCAGGUGGUGAAGGUAGGAAACAACAUCUCCACUUCGCUGAUCCUCAACACCGGGGCCACACAGGGGUGCAUGCAGAGCCCCCUCCUAUACUCCCUGUUCACCCAUGACUGCGUGCCCAUGCACGCCUCCAACUCAAACACGACACAACGGUGGGGCUUGAUUACCAAAAAUGACGAGACAGCCUACAGGGAGGAGAAUGGGACCAAGCUGGACAUCAAGGGCAGGGCCCGUCUCUCAGACAAGAGGUCCAGCAGUCUCUUCUUUAGAUCCAGGGUGGGAACCCCUUCUCCGCAAAGCCAGUAUGGGAAUCCUCAUGCCAACACGUCAGAUCAACAGCUCCACCGUGACAAUGAUGGCCAGAACUAUACUGGCCUGAAGUUCACUGACAAAAAGAGCACCAAGCCCAGGAGACAGAGGGAACAGAUAGAGCAAACUUCUGGAUGUUUCAGAAAGGAAAUGAUGUUUACAUAUUGGACAAUAUUUUUGUUUUACGCCAAUUUGGGUUGUGCACUUAACAAGGAUGUAAUCCAACCAGACCCUGUGAUAGUUACACAACUGGGACAAAGUGUAUCUCUCACUUGCUUUUGUCAAUCUAAUUUGAUAGUCAGAGUCUCUUGGUUCAAGCAAACUGUUGGACAGAAGCCUCUUGUCAUGGCAUCAUCAUUUUAUCACACUCAAAACAGUUUUUAUUCCAGCAACUUUAACAAAGACUUUACUGAGACUAAACGUUUGAGUGUGAACAGAGGAGUUGACAGCUUCAACCUGAGCAUCUCCAAGACAGAGUCAAGAGACUCAGCUACAUACUACUGUGUUGCUAUGGAAGUGAGCAAAGUCGGAUUUGGAGAAGGAACUAUUUUAAUUGUCAAAGAUUCGGGGUCCAACAGCAUGUCUGUACUCCAGCAGCCUGUGUUUGAGUCAGUCCAGCCAGGAGACUCUGUGACUCUGAAUUGUACAAUACAUACUGAGACCUGUGCAGGAGAACACAGUGUAUUUUGGUUCAGACAUGGCUCAGGAAAAUCCCAUCCAGGAAUCAUUUACAACAAUGGAGACAGGAGAGAUCAGUGUGAGAAGAGCCCUGAGAAUGGGUCUCCUACACAGAGCUGUGUCUACAACCUCCCCAAGAGGAACCUCAGCCUCUCUGAUGCUGGGACUUACUACUGUGCUGUGGCCUCAUGUGGGGAGAUACUGUUCGGGAACGGGACCAAGCUGGACAUCGAAGGUAAGCUGUGCAUAACCAAACUAUCACACAUUUUCUCUCAAAUGGUAGAAAAUAUCAAUAUGUAUUUCUAUUACUUUCAAUUCAUAUUAGAUUUCAAAUAUAACUUGUAUAGCUCAUUUUUAUGCCAAAAUCACAGGAAUAAAGAAUAAUCGAAAAUAAUCACGCCUUGUUUUUUAAGUUUCAGACCUGUUGAGCGAUCAGAGUAAUCUUAUUUUCCUCAACAUUAUAUCUUGCCUGACAACUGCUGUGAUUGUGAGUGUGAUUGUCAACAUUAUCCUCUGUGUGAGAAUGAAGAGGUCACAAUGUGAACACUGUGCAGGUACAGUAAAUGUCUUCAUACUAAUAGUAAUAGUAAUAAUAGUUAUAGAUCAUAAAGUAGGGUGAAGGCUCGACCUCCUUUUAUCACUUCCCUCUCGGGCCUAAUUCAUUCUGAAGCAGAAAAUAUGACAUUCACAGCAGUAUGUGUUUUUAUCAGUAAACAAGAAACGUGUUCCAAUAUAUUGAAUAUUUUGACAUUUGGCUUUUAGCAGGAACCCCUUUUCAACAAAGCCACUAUGGGAAUUCUCAUUCCAACACCUCAGACCAACAGCUCCACGGUGACGAUGAUGGCCUGAACUAUGCUGGCCUAAAGUUCACUGACAAGAAGCCCAGGAGACAGAGGAGAGAACAGAGAGAGGAAGAAACCAUCUAUUCUGGUGUGAGUUAUCAAGUCAGGAUGUGACAGUCCUCCAAUCAGCAUCAUUUUAAGUUGAGCCCUACUGACCUCCUUUUUGAGCUAGACUGUGUCUGUGUGACUUGGCUGUUUUGUACUUUCCUCAUUUGUUAUACAAUGUAAUAGUCGGGCCAAGCAGAAGAGACUGUCACUGCAUUGGCAUACUCUCCUAAUAUCAAUGUAGAAUCAUUCAGAUGCAGACCAUAAUUGUUCAGCAAGUGUGAAAGCUGACACUAGGAUGGUUUCAUAAGUAUAAAAUCCUCAGCAAUAGUGGCUGAGGUUGACUGACUGGAUAUAUCUGCUUUUGCAAAAAAUACUGUAUGUUUAAUGAUUUUGCAAAUGUCUGAACUCUUCCUUUUGAUGGUAAUGGUUGUAACAUGGAACUCUGUAAACUGUCUUUAUGCU
Molecule: messenger RNA, 2465 nt
Organism: Oncorhynchus nerka (sockeye salmon)
Lineage: Eukaryota; Metazoa; Chordata; Actinopteri; Salmoniformes; Salmonidae
Exons: 9
Coding region: 1-1497 (498 amino acids)
Biological process (GO): response to bacterium
Source: RefSeq, a predicted model, not a curated record